Molecule: messenger RNA, 2555 nt
Organism: Seminavis robusta
Lineage: Eukaryota; Bacillariophyta; Bacillariophyceae; Naviculales; Naviculaceae
Source: the annotation of a GenBank genome assembly
GGCCUGGCUUUGUCGUCGUCUUGGGCUACUGUAUUCGUUGUGUCUAACCAGAUCCUCUCCAUUGCUACAGAUUAGAUUCUUUUUAAUUGUUAAAGAAGAAUAGAACAACCAUGCAGCUUCCCGCCUCUCUCUUGUUGGUGGCACAGCUCAUUUGGACUGCGUCCUCAUCACCGGAUAGUUUGCUCGGCAAGAAAAGUAGUAGUGGUGGAAUCAAAAAGGCAAAGGAGGCGAAAAAAGCAUCCCAAGGGCUCCACAAAAAGUUUGUGGCCCCUGGAAAGUCUGUGAAGCAGGCUAGCGUUGGGGGGCAACCCAAGGUUGUUGGUGAUCUUAUCUUGGGAGAACCCAUAACAUUGCCUUCUCCCAUGUUUGAGGGUGAAGAAAUCACCUACAGGGUCCCUGCCCCCGAAGAAGACACGGCUCUCACCUGUAUUACCACAGGCCCCGAAGGUUCUGGCGAUGCAGACCUUUUGACCGAGUAUGAAGAUACUCUUGAUGCCGAAUGUUUUUCAGUCGGUGCUGAUUCGAAUGAAGAGUGCUUUACACUCUUCCAACCAGGAGAAGCUCUUUUGGUGACUGUUAAUGCGUUUCUCGAAAGCUCUGAUGUGGUGCUUUUGUGCACUGCACGCCCCGCCGUUGAGCUGACUCUGGGAGAGGAUAUCACUCUCACCUUUGACGGGAGAGAACUCAUUGGAUUAUCUUAUUCUCCUCAAGAUCUUGAGAGCGUCCAAUGCACAACUACUGUUCCAGAUACUGGUGGUGUCGAAGGUGACCUUGAAUUGAGCAUGUACAACCUACUUGAGGUUCGUGGUGAUGAGAUUGGCGAGUGCGAUUCAGCAGCAGAUGGAUCCGAUGAAUCAUGCAGGACCAUUACUGAUGCCCCGGCCACUCUUUACAUUGGGAUUUAUCCCUACUCUGAUGAAAAUAAGACGGCAAUAGAAGGGGAUCUCAUCCUGCGAUGUGAUUCGAGUCCUGUUGAAGACGUGGUUUUGGGGGUUAUCGGGCCCAACAUGACUAUUGCGGAGGGAGAGACUGCAUACUUAAAAAUUGAAGUGGAAGGACCCUCAAGGGCCUAUUGCGUUGUAAGCGCCGCAGUGGACACUGAGGACAAAGACCUUGAUCUUGUCAUGUACAGCCUUUCCGAUCUGGGCAACCUCUGUUUUUCAACCGGGCCUGACUCUGAUGAAGAGUGCUACGUGAUUGUCAAUGAAACCUCAACCAUUAUUGUUGAGGUCAACAAUUUCCGUUUGAGUGCUGUUGAUGAUUUCCGCCUAAGGUGCUGGGCUGGUCCUGUUGUGGAGCUCGAGCUCGGAGAACCCGUACCAUUGGUGAUGGAUAUAGGUGACAUGUACACAUUCGACUUAUCCAGUUUUGAGACACCGGCGGAAGUUGUCUGUGAGGUCACAAAACCAGAGGCAUUUGAAAAUGAUGCGUCUCUGGUCAUUGGGUUGGUGUUUGAAGAUGAACUGAUGGACCAAAGGGGAAUUCAAAUUCUUGCGACUGGACCCUUUCCUAUGGGCAUGUUUUAUAACGACUCUUUCUUCUUUGAAGUCCUUGCAGUAAGCGACCCACCCCAGGAUGAUGUUGCUUUUAUAUGCACAGCUACAAUGGUGGCUCCAGCACCCCUGGCGCUAGGCAUCCCUACACCCUUGGCAGUUGAAGCUGGUGAUGUUCUGUUCUUUGAGUUUGAAGUAGCCGAUGAACUCAGUGAUGUUUUCUGUGAGACUGUUGUGAUUGAGGGGGGUGAGACUGAUGUUGACCUGGCCAUGACUCCAAUUGUGCUAAACUACACCAAAGUCAUCAGUCAGGCAGAUAUCUUCUCAAACAACACCCUCAUCUGGCCAUGGGCAUAUGCAGGCACAACAUUCCAAGUGGCCCUGCAGGAAUGGGUCAGCUCCAAAGAUAUCGAUCUUCUGUGUGACACAGUUCCUUUGGAUCAACUGGAGCUUGAUGUUCCUGUUACACUUUCUUCUGAAGACUUGACUGGACCCAGGAUGCCAUUCUUUCUUCUUGAUGCAUCCUUUGAAGCUGAUUUUGUGGGCGAAGGCAAGGUGUUCUAUUUGACGGAUGUGGCUGGCAUGGACUUGAACUGUUCCCUAGAGGCUGCUAGUAAUGUGGAAUUGGAUUUGGUGGUUUCUGAAGUUGCUGCAGAUGGAAGUCGCUCUACCAGCUGCAGAUCCAGCUCUCUUUACAAUUUUGGUUGCCUUGCAUUUAUCGACAAUACAACCGAGUAUGUUUUUGCUGAGAUUAUUGCCAGAAACAUCACUGGCCCUGAUGACGAAAUGACGCUGAGCUGCUCUGAGGCUGUCUUUUUUGAUUUUGAGUUUGGCACUGAUGAUUUGAUUGGGUUACCGAUACUCGACGAUGAUUUAACUAUCGACACUUCUCCACCGGUUGACACUUCUCCACCUGUCGACACUGAUGUCAGUUUUGAUGAAAGUAUGUUGCCAGGCGAAGAUAGUGAAGAUGGGCCAGCUGUCAUUGUCGACCGUACUGGAGCCUCCCCACCUGGAAGGAGAUUGGGCAAGACUUCCACGAAGAAGGCUACUAGAAAGUGA